UUGGGUAGGUGUUGGUUGGUGUACGUGUAGGAUUUCAUAUAAAAUAUAAGUUCACUUUUCAUUAUAUUAUUUAAAAUUAAUUACUUUUUCGAAACUUAUCCUUUAAUUUUUUGUUUAAAAUCAAAAAAAAUUAUACAAAAUGUCUGUUAAUCUAAGAACAGUUUAUGCAUUUGCCAGAGAAAUGUACCCAAAAAAAGUUAAUGAAAAUAUUAAUUAUGGAACUGCUGGAUUUCGAGGCGAGGCAAAAAAAUUGGAAUAUGUUAUGUAUAGAAUGGGAUUAUUGGCAACAUUAAGAUCUCGUAUAAAGAAUGGUCAAGUUAUAGGAGUGAUGAUUACAGCAUCUCACAAUCCUGAGCCUGAUAAUGGAGUGAAGCUUGUUGAUCCAAUGGGAGAAAUGUUAGAGCCUAAAUGGGAAAAAAUAGCUACUGAGUUGGUAAAUGUAAGCGAUAACGAACUAGAGAGUAAAGUAGCCAGUAUAAUUAAAGAAUUAAAUAUUGACAUUGGUACACAUUGUAAUGUUUAUGUGGGAAUGGAUAAUCGUUAUCACAGCCCAAUCUUGCUUAAAGCUGUUGCUGACGGUGUUAUAGCCUUAAAAGGCAAUGUUAAAGAAUUUGGAAUAAUCACCACGCCAAUGAUGCAUUAUUUUGUUGUAUGUGCAAAUACAAAAGGGUCGUAUGGAAUCCCAACAGAAGAGGGGUAUUACAAGAAAAUCAUUGGCGCUUUUGAAAGUAUAAGAGGUAACCAACUAGAAAAUGGUAAUUAUAAAAAUCGGUUGAUGUUUGACGGUGCAAAUGGGGUUGGUGCAAGAAAAAUGAUUCAAUUUUUGAAAAGAAUGAAUGGAUCUUUGAACUGUGAAAUUUUUAAUAAGGGUGAAGGGAAAAUUAAUGAAAAUUGUGGAGCAGAUUUUGUGAAAGUUCAACAAAAGGUUCCAAACGGUAUGCCAGAGGGAAUAGAAGCCAAUGUUCGUUGCGUAAGUGUAGAUGGGGAUGCUGAUAGAGUUGUUUAUUUCUUUACUGAUUCAAACGGUAAAUUUCAAUUAUUAGAUGGAGACCGAAUAGCUACAUUAGUUGCUAACUAUUUGAUGAGUCUAGUUAAAAAAUGCGGUUUAAAACUUAAAAUGGGAUUGGUACAAACUGCUUACGCAAACGGUGCUUCUACAGAUUAUAUUGUGAAUGAACUAAAAGUACCAGUAAGCUGUGUUUCAACUGGUGUAAAACAUUUGCAUCAUAAAGCAUUAGAAUAUGAUAUUGGUAUUUAUUUUGAAGCCAAUGGUCACGGUACUGUUGUAUUCAGUGAUGAAGCUAAGGAAAUGAUUAAAAGUAUAUCGGAACUUUCACAGAAUCCAGAACAAAAAAAUGCUGCAAACAAUUUUAUUGAUGUAAUAAAUUUAAUAAACGAAACCGUGGGCGACGCUAUAUCUGAUAUGCUUUUAGUUGAAACGAUUUUGCAUUCAAAAGGAUGGGAUGUUAGGGAAUGGUUUGAUACGUACACCGACCUACCUAACAAAUUGCUCAAAAUAAAAGUACAAGAUCGAAAUGUCAUUGUUACUGCUGAUGCGGAAAGAAUAUGUGUUAAACCAGAAGGAUUACAAGAUGAAAUAGACAAAAUUACAUCUAAUUAUAAAAGAGGUAGAUCAUUUGUUCGGCCAUCUGGAACUGAAGAUGUAGUAAGAGUGUAUGCAGAAGCUGCUACUAAAAGUGAUGUUGAUCAGCUAGCUUAUGAAGUUAGUCAAGUUGUUUACAAGAUGGCAGGUGGCACCGGUGCAGAACCAACCCCUCCGGAAACUAUUUACAAUUCACAUAUUUAAUUUAUUUGGAUAUUUAUAUCAACGUAUAAUAAAAGAAAUUGCCUAUUGAGAAUUAUUUAUAUUUAAAUUCUUUGUCUUAAGGUUAUUUAAUAUAAUAGAAGAUAGUAUAUAUACAUACUUAUAAAGUUUGUUAAAAAAAUUAUAUACGGAUUGUUUAAUUCAUUUUUUUUUAAGAUAUUUAAAUAUAUAAUUUUAGAAAUAAUGUUUUUGCUCUUUAGCCAUAGUAAAAAUGAUUAUGUAAACAAAUCUAUUCCACUGCCAAAAACGGUGAAUUUUGUAAUUAUUUAUUUUUUUAAUCACAUAAUGGAUUUGAUUAUGUAGGUAGCAAGUUGAUAGUCUAAUAAAAGCAAAUAUUUAUUGAGCAAGUUUAUAAAAUUAUUUUUCAUUAUUUUUAAUUUUAAAGUCUAGUUCUACAAAUUAUUUUUGUAUAUUUUUGUAUGAUUUUAUUAAUUUUAUAGAAAAAAAAAUAAAUAUUUAUUUUUUAUUUGUUUUACUCUAUAUUUGAA
This is a messenger RNA of Condylostylus longicornis, 2313 nucleotides long. It is a transcript of the gene nst, whose product is annotated as phosphoacetylglucosamine mutase. The record is from RefSeq and is a predicted model, not a curated record. Gene Ontology annotation, biological process: carbohydrate metabolic process; UDP-N-acetylglucosamine biosynthetic process. The transcript is spliced from 4 exons. NCBI's taxonomy places the organism in Eukaryota, Metazoa, Arthropoda, Insecta, Diptera, Dolichopodidae. Gene Ontology annotation, molecular function: magnesium ion binding; phosphoacetylglucosamine mutase activity. The coding region runs from base 140 to 1807 and encodes 555 amino acids.